Pelmatolapia mariae (spotted tilapia) is the source of this 2736-nucleotide messenger RNA. Its product is annotated as B-cadherin-like. Gene Ontology annotation, biological process: calcium-dependent cell-cell adhesion; cell morphogenesis; multicellular organism development. Gene Ontology annotation, molecular function: calcium ion binding; cadherin binding. The record is from RefSeq and is a predicted model, not a curated record. Gene Ontology annotation, cellular component: catenin complex; cytoplasm; plasma membrane. The coding region runs from base 1 to 2736 and encodes 911 amino acids. The transcript has 18 exons. Lineage: Eukaryota; Metazoa; Chordata; Actinopteri; Cichliformes; Cichlidae.
AUGGGGACCGCUUGGUUCGCGGUUUUUGGCGCUUUAGUCAUCGUUUUUCAGGUCUCAUCACUAGAAAUAGCUGAGAGGUCGACAUGUGUGCCUGGAUUUGAGUCAGAGCUGUUGAUUUUCAGAGUGACCAGGGAACACCUGAGGCCAGGCAUGAGACUGGGCAGAGUGGGCUUCACUGACUGCACUAACCGCACAAUAUUUCUUUUCGGCACUGAUGACAAUCGCUUUGGUGUAAAGGCAGAUGGUGUAUUAAUGGUAAACAGAGAAGUUGUUCUUUAUAAUGGACACCAGAAUUUCUUCAUCCACUCAUGGGACUCUCAAGGUCAGAAAAUAACAGUUCCAGUCAGGGUAGUUCAUUAUGAGCAUCACCAUGGACACCAUCAUGGUCAUCAAUGUGGAAAGCACCACAAUGGAGACCACAUAGAAUACAGUCAUCAGCAUCACAGUACUGAAGUGAAGUCUGCUGACCACACAGAGAAUGCCACUGAUCCACAAGCGCAUGUUCUUCAAUUCCCCAAGUCUGUUGGAGGACUGAGGAGGAGGAAGAGAGACUGGGUUAUUCCUCCUCUCAAUGUUCCUGAGAAUCAGAGAGGAACUUAUCCCCUAAAAGUAGCUCAGAUCCGCUCUAAUGAAGAUAAAGCAAGGAAGCUCUUUUACAGCAUCACUGGUCCAGGAGCUGAUCUGCCUCCUGUUGGUCGUUUCAAAAUGGACAGACAGACUGGAAAUCUGUAUGUAACACAACCACUCGACAGAGAGGAAACAGCUGAAUAUAUAUUUGAAGCACAUGCUGUGGUAGAAGGAGUAGGACAAGCUGAGGCUCCUAUGGAGAUUAUAGUACGUGUGAUUGACCAGAACGACAACAAACCUUAUUUUACGGUGGAGUACAAAGCAAAUGUUGCUGAGGCCACGGCCAUCGGGACUGAGGUGGUUAGGGUUGAGGCCAAAGAUGACGAUGAGCCAGAUAAUCUCAACUCAGAGCUCCGCUAUCGUAUUCUGAACCAGGACCCACCGCUGCCCACUGACAACAUGUUUGAAAUCAACCCAGUUACUGGAAGCAUCAGAGUCACUGGUGAAGGACUAGACAGAGAGAAAUAUCCACAGUACACUCUGACAGUACAAGCAGCAGAUAUGGCGGGAGAAGGGUUAUCCGGACAAACAAAAGUCAUCCUCACGGUGACGGACAGCAAUGACAACGCUCCAGUCUUCACUCAGAAAUCUUAUAGUGCGACAGUUGAUGAAAACAAAAAGGAUGUUGAGGUGGUAAAGAUGAUAGUAACAGACGAAGAUGAACCACAAACUCCAGCCUGGAACGCCAUCUUCAAGAUCGUUAGUGGUGAUCCUGAUGGACUUUUCACAGUAAAAACAGGAACUAACAAACACGAAGGAAUCCUUUCUACUGCAAAGGAGCUGGACUUUGAGACGGCCAGCAAGCACACUCUGUUGGUUUCAGUGGAGAAUGAGAUUCCUUUUGCUCCCGGUGUUUCUGUGGUCACUUCUACUGCCACAGUGGUGGUGGAUGUAAAGGAUGUAAAUGAAGCUCCAGUCUUUGAUCCAAAGGAGAAGCUUGUGGUAAAACCAGAGGACCUUGCUGUGGAUGAAGUUGUGGUGCAGUACACCGCUUCAGACCCAGACACUGCACGCAAGCAGAAAGUUGCGUACAAAAUGAUUAAUGACCCUGCAGGCUGGCUGAAUGUGGACAAGGACACAGGCCUUAUUAAAGUGAGAAGACUCAUGGACAGAGAAGCUCCUUUUGUCACAAACAAUAGAUACAUCGCAAACAUUGGUGCAUAUGAUGAUGAUGCAGUCCCAGCUACAGGAACUGGUACUCUGAUCAUUCUGCUGGAAGAUGUCAAUGACAAUGCUCCAUUUAUUGAAGAGCGUGAAAUCACGGUGUGCAACAAGGAUCCAGCUCCUCAGCUGCUGUCAGUAACAGAUAAAGAUGGACCAGAAUUUGGACCUCCGUACUCGGUGUCUUUACAGGGCAUGUCAAAGACCAACUGGACAGCUAAGAUGAACGGCUCAAGAACAGGGGUCAUCUUAAAUUUAGGCACUGAGCUGCCCAGUGGAGAUUACAGUGUUAUACUAAGAGUGGCAGACAAGCAUGGCCUGGAGCAGGACAGCAUCAUCAAAGCUGAAGUUUGCCACUGCAAGGGCAAGGGAGCAAAGGCGACAUGCACAGACCGUGCUAUAGGUGGCAGCAACCUGCCCCUUAUCCUCGGAAUACUUGGAGCCAUCCUGCUGCUUGCGCUGGUGCUGCUAAUGCUGCUGUUUGCAAAACAGAGGAAAAAGGACAAAAAGAAGCCACUACUGCUAGAUGAUAGUGUCAGGGACAACAUCUAUUACUAUGAUGAAGAAGGAGGUGGAGAGGAUGAUCAGGACUAUGACUUGAGUGUUCUCCACCGUGGUCUGGACAACCGGCCUGAGGUGUUAAGAAGUAACGUGGUGCCAAACUUAAUGUCUGCUCCUCAGUACCGGCCUCGGCCCACCAACCCAGAAGACAUGAACAACUUCAUUGAAGAUAACCUGAAGGCUGCAGACAAUGACCCAACAGCACCCCCUUAUGACUCCCAGAUGGUAUUUGACCACGAGGGAGGUGGUUCUGAUGCAGGAAGUCUCUCCUCUUUGAACUCUUCAGGUAGUGGAGACCAGAACUAUGACUGCCUCAGUGAGUGGGGCCCUCGCUUCAAGAAACUGGCCAACAUGUACGGAGGAGGAGAAGAUGAUGAUAUGCUGUAA